AUGUCGACUGUAAACUCCACACUGUCUGAGAAACAAAGUGUUCAUGGCUUAAUACCUUCUCCAGCCUUGUCCAUUAUUUUAAUUUGUAACUAUCUGGUCAUCGGGCUCUUCGUGUCUGCCCUCGGAACGCUCGGAAACCUGGUCAACAUCGUGGUCUUUACAAAAGAAGGUUAUCAGGACAGCGUGAACAUAACUUUAAGCGCACUUGCUAUGAGCGACAUUGGGGCGCUCCUCCUGCAUAUGGCGGUCAGUGUUCUGAAUAGCCCGAUCUGGAACGACGUGGACAUCCCGUUCUUAUCAGCGGCGACGCUCUGCACCCAGUUUUUCUAUCCCCGGCAAUAUUUCAUUCGAGUCAGCGGCGUCAUCACAGCCUUUGCCGCUUGUGAGAAAUGCCUCUGCGUUGUGUUCCCCAUGCGCGUUAGGCAGAUCAUCACGAGAAACUUCGCGAUUGGGGCAAACUGUUUCAUUUGCAUAAUUCUGCUCCUGUAUUUCUACCCCCCAUACUACUCCGCCUACCUCGACUGGGGCUUGGACGUCAAGCAAAACAAAACUAAGAUUACGGUGUACUAUCGAAGCAAUGCCGAAAAGGUGCUGCGGAUUGCAUACCUUGUCUCCGACCUGUCCGUCCCGUACAUCACAUUUUGUAUUCUGAUUCUGUGCAACGCUGUCAUAGUCGUCAAGCUGAAGUCCAAAUCCAAGUGGAGACAGUCUGUGGCGGUAAGAAACUCUAAUCUCGACACCAAGAGCGCUGAGACAUCAGCCAAGGAGAAGAAGCUUGCUCUAAUGCUGGCGACGGUGUCGACACUCUUCGUCGUCUGUCUCCUGCCACAAUCCAUCUUGCUGACGUGUGUUAGCCUAGUGCGUGAACUGAAUCUGAAUGGUGCCUACAACGACGUCACAGUGUUAAUUUCUUCCUUCACGUUAUUACUCGAGAACAUCAACUGUAGUAUCAAUAUCCUGGUCUAUUAUUGUAUGAGCACCAAAUAUAGGAAAACUUUCCAAGCCUGUUUUCUUGAUGCUAUAAAACCAAACAAUGAAAUUGUCACAAGAACAAAAGCUGUGCCGUAG
Molecule: messenger RNA, 1068 nt
Organism: Biomphalaria glabrata
Lineage: Eukaryota; Metazoa; Mollusca; Gastropoda; Planorbidae
Product: FMRFamide receptor-like
Exons: 1
Coding region: 1-1068 (355 amino acids)
Biological process (GO): G protein-coupled receptor signaling pathway
Cellular component (GO): plasma membrane
Molecular function (GO): G protein-coupled receptor activity
Source: RefSeq, a predicted model, not a curated record